UCCUUCAUUCCCGCCGGAGCAGGAGUCGCAGUUGGUCGGCUUUGUACAUGUGAAGCGAGCACAAGUCCGUGCUUUCACCGAGCAGCCGGAACAACAAGCGCCGGAGUCGGAAACCGGAACACAAGCCGUAACCGUUGAUAUUUUUUUCUGUGCUGGGUUCAGUUAUUGAGUGUGCUAGUGAUUAAAUGGGAUACACACAAUGUGCGUGUGCAGUGACAUUAAGUGAAAAGCCAAAAAUCAUCAGCUAACUAACUUUAAAAACUAUAAAUCGCUUAAACUUGGGAGAAAAUACCAGGAAAACAAAGAAAAACGCACGCGCAAAAAAUAAAUCAAACAACGCAAGAUUGCGCCCCUGCAGGCGUUUGUGUGUGAAGGAAUUUCUUCAAAGGAUAUUAAGCAAGAGAGCGAGAGAGAUUGACAAGAAGAGGGGAAGCCCCGUGCAGGCAGGACGACCAGUGUGCGAGCGAGAUGGACAGCUCGCCGGAUCUGUCGCUGAAAUUGCGACGCGGUUCCAGCGAUUCGCGGGAUAACUUCUACAUGGACUUUGCCCAAGGCAUCGACUCCGACAUCGAGGAGGUGGACAACACGGCAAAUCCAGAGGCCGUGGCCGUUCCCCCGCCGCCACUGCCCACAGUUUCGCUGGCCGAGGAGGUGCUGCUCUUGGUGGCGCCACCUCCGCCCUCUUUGCUGGGUCAGCCACUGCCCACGCUAACGGAAACGGAUGACAUUCCUCCCACGCCCACGCCACCACCACAGCAAAAGGACGAAGAGGAGGAGGAGCAAGAAGUAGAGGAUCAAGCUGAUCAAGAGCAAGGAGCAAGGGCAGCAUCUUCGCCACCGGGUUCGCCCAUUAAUUCAGUCCUGGAACUGGAGCUAAUACCACCCCCUCCACUGUCACCCAUGGAUGAUGCAGGCCUACGCACCGAUGACGAUGGCGAGGAGACCGAUGAUGCAGAGGAGGUGGUGGCCAUUCCACCACCCCAGGCAAUGCUAGAUAACCCUGAAGAGGAGCAGGAGGAGGAGCCGGAAGAAAGCGCCAAGGAGGAAGACGAGGAGGAGGAGGACGACGACAAGUCCACGCCACCGCCACCCCUGCCACCGCUUCCCUCCAAUCUCUCCUAUGUCCAAGGCCACAAUCUUGGCCAGGUGACCCCGCCCUUGACCAAGUCGCCAUCCAACUCGCCUUCUCCGCCCGUGACACCGCCACCGUGUCCGGAACUGAACAUCAGCCGGAUGGUAUCGCCACCGGCCCAGCACAUCAGUCAGAUACCCCCACUCACGCCCUCCGACGAAAGCGAGGGCGAGGCGGAGUCCCAGCCCAACUCACCGCCACCCAGAUUGGAGGCGGAACAGCCGCCACCCGGAAUGGAGCACGACGAACCGAACCCGGACCCGGAGGAUCAGCAGCCCGAACCGGAGCCCGUGAGCGGAGCUCGCGAAGACUACAGCCGCUCGCUGGACAACGAGGAUGAGUCCACCACCAUCACUACGCCGCCCAGCAACGGCUACUCCGCCUCCUCCAUCAUAGCUCCGCCGCCCGAGAACUUUGCGGAGUUGGAGGAGGACAGGGGCUUCAUACCGCCACCGCCCCUGGAGCAAGAGCCCGAGGAAGAGGAGGAGGAGGAGGAGUUGACCAAGGAGACGGAUGAGAUAUCCGUGGACAGGGAAUCGCUGCAGGAUCAGGCCGGCGAUAGCAUCAGUUCACCGCGGGCGGCCAGCAUCUUGACGGGAUCAAUUUCCACAUCAGUUGGAGGAGCAGGAGGGUCACCGAAGCCCGAAAGCCGCGGGCCGAGUCGCAGUGGCAGCCAACGGUCGCAGCUGAGAUCGGGAUCACAACAGGGAUCGUUGCCAGGAUCACGGGGUGGCUCUCGAAUAGGUUCCCGCACGGGGUCCGUGGCCUCCGCCCAAGCAGCUGGCGUUCUCUCCCCGCAGGCAUCCCUCAAAUCGCAAACCUCGAUACGCUCGCAAGGACAACACACGGCCGUACGAAGUCCCGUCGGAUCCAUCAAGUCCGGAUCGCAGCGCGUGCAGAGUCCGCCGGCCGGAGAGGGAGCCCCGGCGAUGCCCUCGCCACCACUGAUGCGGAGUCCGCCGCCGGAGUUGGCACGCCAGAUGCACAGUCCGCCAAGGAUCACGACGCCGCCAAGGGUCUGUAGUCCGCCGCUGGUCAGCAGUCCGCCCAAACUGGCCGAGUCUGCAGCCGCCGCCGUGGGAGUUGCAGCCGGAGUCAAGGAGCAGAUCAGUUCGAGCAGCAGCACCGCUGAGCCACCGGAGCCAUCGAAGUCACCGAUAGCCACUGUGAGCUACCAGGAUGAGCAGCAGCAGCAGGCACAAAAGCCACCGGCGGCGGCGGCGGUGGUCACCAGUCAGCCAAGGUCGCACUUCACGAGCAGCCACCAUCACUACCACUUGCCGCACCAGUUCCAGCAUCCGCACCACCAGAACCACCAUACCCACAGUGUCCGGGUGCCCACGCCCACUGUGCCCAGCAGCUAUGCCCCGCCCCCGCCCCCAGGGGACAGCGGGAGCAGCAGCUCGCCCGGGGAUCGCCGGCGGCUCUUCAUGGCUGCAGUUCCUCCAAUUGCCACUUCGUCAUCCCUGAUGACCGCGUCCGCUGAGCCGGCGGUGGCCAUAUCUCCGGGCAGAGUGUCAGCCCGCUCGGGAUCGCAGCACCAUGUGACCAUCGACGAGUCCAGCCUGCCCAGUCACCGGGGCAGCAACAUCGUCCAGGAGACGCCGGGCCCCAGUGGCCUGAUCAUAGGCGGUGGAGAUGGCGACGGCGACCGGGACAUUGGCGGCGGCGGAGGAGGAGGCGACAGCUCGGAUCCGCCAUCAUCGCCCGGAGGCAGCAGCUCCCAGCCGGGAGCCCUUAGCGGAAGUCAGGCGGACGGACAGCUGGAACUGAUGUACCACUCGCACCAGCUGACCAACUACCCGGUGCUGCCUGCCAUCAAGCGCACCCACCGGCCAUCAUUCGUCUAUCCGCCGAUGCCCAGGGUCAAGGCCGGCGAUGCACUGGCCACUCUUUUCUCCGCACUCUAUGGCAAACUAUUGGUCGUGAUGGGCAUAGCAUUUCCCAUGGCAGAGGUUAUAUCAACCUAUAUCCCACCCUCCUUUUAUGAGGUUUACUAUUUGUACUUGUACAUUGGCAGCAUGAUAUUUCUGCUCUUUAUGUACGCCACUUUGUUAUGGGGACGUCCCAAGUUGCCGGUUCCAAUUGCCACUUCACCGAACAAGUCGACGACGAAGGCGAGCGGAACGGACAGCAUGGACGAGUCGGAUACGGAUAGUAACUCCGUGCACCACAGACUUCCUCCGGCGAUUCCAGUGAGGCGACCAUCGCUCCUCGCGCCGCUCGGAAGGCGGGAUGCCCACUAUGGCAGCUUCUAUCUGCGCAUGGGCGCCGUGGCCUUCGGAAUCGGCAGCAUGAUCUACUCGGGUCUGGAGUUUGGGCAGUAUUUCGAGCUCAAUCCGGAUACCAAGUGCCACAACGUACUGCUGGCCUUGACCCCGGCCACCCGGAUGGCCUUCAUCUUCAUCCAGAUGUACUUUAUCUUCCUGAACAACGAGCAGAUCAAAGUGUAUCGCUACAAGAUUAUUGCCCGCUUCGGCCUGAUGCACAUGAUCGGAACGAACUUGGCCGUCUGGCUGAAUGUGUUGAUCCAGGAGACGAAGCACGAGAUAUUGACGUUCUACAAUCCGGAGAACCGCACGCUUAGAAUUUCACACAGGAUACCGGGUCACUCGAGGGGCCAUGCCAUAGUCCAGCACGAUCCGACGGCCCAUUUGCGGGUGCCGCGUGGUCUGAAGGGACCUUAUCAGAUCUUCGAGUGCCGGCGAACGAACAUAAUUGGAACCCUGGUGCAAGAUGCCUCGCCCUUCCUCUUUCCCUGCACCAUUGAGUACUCGCUGAUCUGUGCGGCCAUACUGUACGUGAUGUGGCGCAGCAUCUCGCGGCCACAGACGCCGACGCCCCAGCGCCCGGACAUGAUCAGUUCGCCGAUGAAGCGUUCGCCGCACCACUACUCCGUGGACUGUGCCCGCGCCCACAAGGGCCUGUUCGUGGGCAUACUCAUCCUGGUGCUGACCAUCAUAUCGCUGAUUAUCUUCUUUGUGCUGAUCUCUCGGCCGGAGUUCGUGGCCCUGGCCGUCACCGAGGUGACCAUUUGCGAGCUGCUGAUCUACGGAACGGCCACGAUAGCCACCUUGGUGGGGAUGAUCCAGAUCCGUCAUCUGCAGUAUGACGCGUACAGGAGCUUCUCCCUGGACGACAUACUGCUGGUGGGGGCGCAGACGGGUUCGUUUCUGUACAACAUCUUCACGGUGAUAGCCGGCCACUUUACGCUGCGCAGCGAUGACAUGCUGGUGCCCAUCAACGCCCUGGCCUCCAUUGUGCAGACCGCGUGCCAGACGAUGUUUAUUUUGGAUGCCAGCCGCAGGCAGGCCGUCAGUCCGGAACAUUUGCGCAAGAAGCCGGGUCGCGAGAUCGUCACCUUCAUGCUGGUCGUCAAUCUGGCCAUGUGGGCCAUUAGUACGCUGGAGAAAUCGCGUGCCGAGUCGCAUCCCAUACAGCUGAACUUCUACGGCUUGUGGGCCUGGACGAUCAUAACGCAUGUGUCGAUGCCGCUGGCCAUAUUCUAUCGCUUCCACUCGACGGUCUGCCUGUGCGAGAUCUGGAAGCGGGCCUACAAGCUGAAGCCGACGUAUAUGUGAGAAUUCGCCCGCUCGCGCAUCCAGAGCAUUGCGCAGCAGCAGCAAUUCUGCGAGGAUCUCAAGACGAACCUGUCCUACUGCUACUGCUCUACGACGCUGGCUGGCGGUGAGCUGGAGACCGUCGAGGAGGUUGAGAGCGGGGCGAGCAAUUCGGGUGGAUCGGGAGGAGGAUCAGGAGGAGGAUCGGGAGAAGCAGGAGCAGCAGGAUCAGGAGGAGCAGCAGGAGGAGCAGCAGCAGGAUCAGGAGGAGCAACAGACGAACAGCAACAAGGCGGCGACAGCAGCUGUGGACUGAGGGCACCCAUCCGGGCGCUGUCGCCGCAGUCCCUCAACACGGAAAAGGCCUUCUGUCCGGUUUACGUGAUCAACGGCGAAUGAGUUUACGCGCACUUUGAGUUCAUCGACGCCAUCAGCGGCCAUGAGCUCAGCUUUGUCUAGGACUUGCAUCCGCUAUAGGGCUCAUAGCCGUCACCUUACAACCACCACCAACACCAACACCACCAUCACCAUCAAUCCACCCACCAACAAAAAACUAGGAACCCAUCUUCGAGAGCAACAUCCACCAAAAGCUAAAACAUAUAAAUCCAAGCGGAUGCAAGCGUUGAAAGCCCAAAAACAUAUCCUAGAAAAGAAACAUUAGAAAGCAAAGUCCCAAGCAAGAAUAAAUCAAAACUCUAAGAUAAAUCAAAGGAUUAACCCUUGAGCUCACAAAGCUAAGAGAAAUCAAUGAAGAAAUCCCAAGCAAUGUCAUUAGGGCGUAUACGCAAUAAAUUAAAAGCCAUUGCCGCUAGUGCGUAUACGCAAUAUAUUAAAUGGUUUAUGCUCAUAACGCUUACUUUCUACCUGAAAGGGAUUUUUCCAAACAUAAUUCUUAAAUGUUCCAUUAAAUCAACAGAAAAAAAAUUCAUUUGCCUGGUUUUUAAGUUUUCAUAAAAUACAGUUAAUUUUUCCUACUUUAAACUCUUAAAAAAAACGUUUAAACAUUUCCUUUCUUUCAAAAAGACUUUAUAAAAUUUGAUAUAUUUAUAUAAACUCCCUUUGGUAGCAAGUGAGCGUUAUGAGAAUUAUUGUAGGCAAAUCACGUAACCGUAGAUGAAUUCAUGUUUACCCCCUACAUACAAUUCCAAAUUAACAAUCACGUUUGAUAAAUGUUGGAAAUGAUUGCAAUCAAAAAACAUUUUAUAUAUUUAUAUAUAGUAACUGACUGAGGAUCAGCAAAACGGGUUGUGAACCAACCGCACUACGACGUAUGCCGCUUAACUAACGAUCAACCAAAUAGAGAGCAGAUAUACCAAAUAUGUAUAACCCAAAAAGCGAGUUCUAUAAAAGAUAUUUACAAGGCUAAUUAAUCGGUGUUCCAAAUAUACUCGAUAUAUUUUAAAAAUUAAAAGUUGAACGCAGAAAGGCGAGAAGAAAAGUGAAAAAAGCUGAAGAGAAAGGAGAGGAAGAAGAAGAAGAAGAGUAAGCAUAGGAGAAGUCAUUAACCCCACCAGAAAUCGAGGAACCGCAAAAGUUAUUAAACAACACUGUACUACAUAGUAGACGGUAUACACAACCUAGCACCUAAGGAUAUAUACUCACAUGCAUAUGUAGAAGUUCAAUCCAGAUGGCAAAAGACCUCCUUUUGAGAACCCUUAAGAACCCUUAAGAACCCCUUAAAAAUCCCCCUCCCAUGGAUCGUUUUAACCCCUUGUUGAGAUGCUUGAUUUGUAGCAUAGCAUUAAUACUGAAUUUGUUAACUUUAAUUCGAGAUAAGAGACAUCUUGUUAGGAACCUUGUUUUGCCCGAAUAGGUUUUUAUGUGAUACGUUUGUGCUUGUUCCAGGUCCAGUUCUAGUUCCCUUAAUCCCUGCAAACCCCAUUUCAGUAUUAUUAAAGCUCAACAAAAUAAUGUAGAAGGACAAAUCAAGAGAUUGCGAAAAUAUUCCAAUGAAAACACUUACUGUAAGACGCACAAAUCUAUUUUAGGAGGUAUAAAUAUGUAUGUCUGUGUUUUUUUUUUCUCUACCAUAAUGGUAUAAGAUAUCUAGGAUAUAGACUCCACUUACACAUACAAUGCGAUAUAUAUUUUUCAAUGCCAAAGAGUUCUUUACGUAGCCUAUGUUGUAAUUGCUUUCUUGUUGAUUUCGAGUUUUUUGAAUCUACUGACUCAUCCAUUGUAAAUUCAAAGUUAUAUGAAUGCCAAAAUCGAAAUCAAAACCAAAAACACGAACAAAAAAAUCUUAAGGAACAACAAAAUAUAUAUAUAAAUAUAUAUAUAUUAAAUUAGUUAUUUCAAUUUUAUACUCUUACUAAAUUUUUAACUAGAAUUAACUGUAACUUUAUAUGCAUUUUCUUACAUGUAUUUAUUGUACACCGACUCGGAACACUGCUCGAAAAAUCGCAUAUUCAGCGAAAAAUCAAAAUUGAAAAUUGUAUUGUAUUUACAGCCGAUUGUAUUAGAAUUUAUUGAAACUAAGUAGGUACGACGAGAAAUCGAACUCAUUAGAGGAACUCCUAUUCCACGUAGAAUCGAAACGAAAAACGAAACCAGCAAAAGAACAUUUUAUGCGAUUUAUAAAUAGAAAAGCCAAAGAAAACCGAUAAAAACCGAAAAAAAACCAACCGAAAUAUUCAAGUUAUACCCGAAAACCAUUAUUUGUUCAUAUUACUCAAAAAGGAAAAUCAAAAUAAAUGUAGUAAUCGUAAUUGUGGGACUCACUUUGUAAUUCGAACUGACAUGAGAAUUGUUGAUAACUGUGCGACUGUUCCUAUUCGUUUCUAUAAUUGUUUCUCAAUGGAUCAGAAAUACAUGUUUCUAUUCGAUCCAUUGUCUGUUCUUCAUCUAGUUCUUUAUAAAAUUCCAUUCACUCUGACACGUUAAAUUCUUAACAAAUUUCUUUGGGUGGUUUCGUUUACUUUGAACACCCAAAAUUACUUCGUAAAUUGUAUCAUUUGAUUUUCAAUAUCAAUAAAUGUAACCAAUUAAAUUGUUCAAGUAUUCCUUAGGAAUAUUUGGUUUAUUCGAAUAGUAAUCUAUUCAUAGAUUAAGAAAUUGCACUUUCCAUAAAUUUUUCGCGAUCUUUCUCUGUUCUUCAACCAUUUUCAAGGAUAUACGGAAUGUAUGUAUAUGUAUGCCCCCAUAAUAUCUUUAAAAAACAGAUAAAUAAUCUUUGAUCCCCAUUCAUGAAAAACUUUUCAGCAUUUAAUAAACACCAUUCGCUUUCAAACUUCUUCCCAUAAUACUCAACCAAUACAACUUGACUAAGCCUAGGAAAAGCAAUUUGUAUUAAGUGUUACAAGUAUUUAUAUGUAUUUACAAUAAUGGCUAUGAAGAUAAAGUUAAAAAUCCAAGAUAAAACUAGUCGUGAAUGUUCUGUGUUCCCCAAAAAUACAUCACCCCCGUACACCCGAAAAAAACUAUAUUGACUAUAAAAGAGCAGUAAAUAUGCAAUAAAUAUGAAUAAUAAAUUGAAACGUAAUUCGAUUACUA
Molecule: messenger RNA, 8184 nt
Organism: Drosophila elegans
Lineage: Eukaryota; Metazoa; Arthropoda; Insecta; Diptera; Drosophilidae
Gene: OtopLc
Product: proton channel OtopLc
Exons: 7
Coding region: 469-4713 (1414 amino acids)
Biological process (GO): proton transmembrane transport
Cellular component (GO): membrane
Molecular function (GO): proton channel activity
Source: RefSeq, a predicted model, not a curated record